Molecule: messenger RNA, 10750 nt
Organism: Onychomys torridus (southern grasshopper mouse)
Lineage: Eukaryota; Metazoa; Chordata; Mammalia; Rodentia; Cricetidae
Gene: Dmxl2
Product: Dmx like 2
Exons: 45
Coding region: 267-9476 (3069 amino acids)
Biological process (GO): vacuolar acidification
Cellular component (GO): RAVE complex
Molecular function (GO): protein binding
Source: RefSeq, a predicted model, not a curated record
GCCCCCGCCUCGCACGCGCCGCGGCCCUGCGCCCGCACUGUGCGCCGGUGCGGCAGGCCGUGGGAGCAUCCGGGCAUUUCCGCAGCCGAGCGGCGGUCGGGCGGCGGCGGCGGCGGCGGCGGCCGGAGCCUCCCAUGGCCGGGCGGCGUCCGUCAGGCGACAGGCGAGCGGGGCUCUGAGUCCCGAGGACGCGCAGGCAGCGGCUGCGGCGGGGCGCGGGGCUCGUCCUCCUCUGUCUCAGUGCUCGGUCCAGCCGGGAUCCGGAGAUGCAUCUGCAUCAGGUCCUCACCGGGGCUGUCAACCCUGGAGACAACUGCUAUUCCGUGGGCAGCGUCGGGGACGUCCCCUUCACGGCAUAUGGAUCAGGCUGUGAUAUUGUUAUUCUGGCGAGCGACUUUGAAUGUGUGCAGAUCAUCCCUGGUGCUAAACAUGGCAACAUCCAAGUCAGUUGUGUGGAGUGCUCUAACCAACAUGGAAGAGUUGCAGCUUCAUAUGGCAAUGCUGUUUGUAUUUUUGAGCCUUUGGGCAUAAAUUCUCAUAAGAGGAACAGCCAACUCAAGUGUCAGUGGCUUAAAACUGGACAGUUUUUUUUGAGUUCUGUGACAUACAACUUAGCAUGGGACCCUCAAGAUAACAGACUGUUGACAGCUACUGAUUCUAUUCAGUUGUGGGCUCCUCCAGGAAGUGAUAUUCUAGAAGAGGAGGAAGAAAUUGAUAACAAAAUCCCUCCUGUUUUAAAUGAUUGGAAGUGCGUCUGGCAGUGCAAAACCUCAGUGUCUAUACAUCUGAUGGAAUGGUCUCCUGAUGGUGAAUACUUUGCUACUGCCGGAAAGGAUGACUGUCUUCUGAAGGUGUGGUACCCUAUGACUGGUUGGAAGUCUUCAAUCAUACCUCAGGAUCACCAUGAAGUGAAAAGGAGACAGGCAUCUACUCAGUUCUCCUUUGUUUACUUGGCACAUCCUCGAGCAGUGACAGGUUUCUCAUGGCGUAAAACUAGCAAGUAUAUGCCCAGGGGCUCUGUCUGUAAUGUCUUGCUGACCUCGUGCCAUGAUGGUGUGUGUCGGCUCUGGGCAGAGACACUGCUGCCGGAAGACUGUCUUCUGGGUGAGCAGAUUUGUGAGAGGACAACCUCCAGCACCGCCAGCAGCCUUUCUCACGCUGGAAAACACAGAGACAGGGUCCAACAUGCUCUCGAGACAAUACACCAUUUGAAGAAUUUAAGGAAAGGACAACGGAGGUCUUCUGUUCUUGUAACUCACACUGAACUGAUGCCCGACAAGACUGCAACCCAUGAAGUCCAGAGGCACAUUUCUCACCAUGCCAAUGCACUGUGUCAUUUUCACAUCGCAGCAAGCAUCAAUCCUGCCACAGAUAUUCCAAAUGUCCUGGUUGGCACUUCAUUUAAUAUUGACGAUGUCAAUGGGGGAUUUGUAGUUCAUUGGUUAAAUAACAAGGAAUUUCAUUUUACAUCAUCUACGGAAAUAUUUAUGCACCAAUUACGAAAACUUUCUGAAAAACAAUUAGAUCAUGAAAGCGAUGAUGCAGACAGAGAAGAUGAAGAACGCUCACAGGAGGAAAGAGAGAGGGGGUUACAUAUGAAAUUAGACCAUGAAUUAUCUCUGGAUAGAGAAUCGGAGGCAGGCACAGGAUCAUCAGAACAUGAAGAUGGAGAAAGAGAGGGAAGUCCUAGAUGCCAUCCCGGACCUAGCAUCCCAGUGCCACUGCCUACAGUGCUGCUGGAUCGCAAGAUUGAAACGCUGCUGACAGAGUGGAAUAAGAACCCUGACAUGCUCUUCACGAUACACCCUGUAGAUGGGACCUUUCUAGUGUGGCAUGUCAAGUAUUUGGAUGAAUAUAACCCUGGAAUAUUUAGACAAGUCCAGGUUUCUUUUUCUUCUCGGAUUCCUGUUGCAUUUCCCUCUGGGGACGCAAACUCUCUUAGUAAAAACAUUAUGAUGUAUGCCUGUGUCAGUGGUACAAAAGAUUCAUACCAUACCCCAUUACACCAAGAGCCGAUGUCUGUAGAUACUUCCCAUGGGUCACAGCUACACUCCAGAUCACACUGUACAGACAUGAACAUUUUAGCACCCACAGUAAUGAUGGUCUCUAAACACAUAGAUGGGUCUUUGAAUCAGUGGGCAGUCACUUUUGCUGACAAGUCAGCCUUUACUACUGUUCUGACUGUAACCCACAAAUUCAGAUACUGCGGUCACAGAUUCCACCUCAAUGAUUUGGCGUGCCAUUCGGUUUUACCACUAUUGCUGACAUCCUCCCAUCACAAUGCUCUGUUGACUCCUGAAUCAGACUGUCAGCGGGGCUCAGAUAGUAAAUUAAAUAGAUUGACAGAUCCUGGAAAACACACAAAAGAGCCAUCGAAACAGCCUCUUAGAAAUGCAGCAACUCGUACAUUUCAUGACCCAAAUGCGAUCUACAGUGAACUUAUUCUUUGGCGUGUAGACCCCAUAGGACCUUUGUCAUACACUGGAGGAGUGUCAGAAUUGGCUCGAAUUAACUCUUUACAUACCUCAGCCUUCUCUAAUGUGGCAUGGCUUCCAACUCUUAUUCCUAGUUAUUGUCUUGGCACCUACUGCAACUCUGCUAGUGCUUGCUUUGUUGCCUCUGAUGGCAGACAUCUGAGACUCUACCAAGCUGUUGUAGAUGCCAGAAAAUUACUAGACGAACUGUCGGACCCAGAGGCCUCAAAACUGAUUGGAGAAGUGUUUAACAUUGUGAGUCAACAGUCUACUGCUCGACCCGGCUGCAUUAUUGAACUUGAUGUGAUAACUGACCAAUGUGGCUCAAAUACACAGCUACUGCAUGUGUUUCAAGAAGAUUUCAUCAUUGGAUAUAAACCACAUAAAGAAGAUACAGAGAAAAAGGAAAAGGAAACAGAAAUAUUUUUUCAGCCAUCACAAGGAUAUCGCCCACCACCAUUUUCAGAAAAAUUCUUUUUAGUAGUCAUUGAGAAGGACAGCAAUAAUAACUCUAUUCUCCAUAUGUGGCACCUUCAUCUUAAAUCUGUACAAGCUUGUUUAGCCAAAGCAGCAGAAGGGAUCUCAUCUGACAGCCUGCUCUCAGUGCCUGGACAGAAGAAGGUGGACUCUUCUCCAGAAACCUCCCCUGGUGUGAGCUCCAUGCCACACUCUUCAUCAAUUGCCAAUCUCCAGACUGCUAGUAAACUCAUUCUGAGUUCCAGACUGGUAUACAGUCAGCCUCUGGAUCUGCCGGAAGCUGUCGAAGUGAUAAGAGCAACACCUUCGGCAGGUCAUCUGAGUUCCUCUUCAAUUUAUCCAGUGUGCCUUGCACCAUACUUAGUGGUUACAACUUGUUCGGACAAUAAAGUACGCUUCUGGAAAUGUUGUCUGGAAACUAACUCACUGUGCAAUACAAGGGAUGAGAAGGAAACCUAUCACUGGAGGAGAUGGCCCUUGAUGAAUGACGAAGGAGGAGAUAAUAGCAGUACUGUGAGCAUUGUGGGAAGACCUGUUGCUGUUAGCUGCUCGUACACAGGCCGCCUGGCAGUGGCUUACAAGCAGCCUGUCCACCACAAUGGUUUUAUUUCUAAAGAGUUUUCUAUGCAUGUCUGUAUAUUUGAAUGCGAAUCUACAGGAGGGUCAGAAUGGGUUUUAGAACAGACGAUCCAUCUUGAUGAUUUGGUUAAGGUUGGGAGUGUACUUGAUUCACGGGUCAGUGUUGACAGUAAUCUGUUUGUGUAUAGCAAAUCGGAUGCAUUUUUAAGUAAGGAUAGAUACCUUAUUCCAAAUAUCAAGCAUUUAGUACAUUUGGACUGGGUGUCAAAAGAAGAUGGUUCUCACAUUCUCACAGUGGGGGUUGGUGCUAAUAUCUUCAUGUAUGGGAGACUUUCAGGAAUUGUUACUGACCAGACUAACAGUAAGGAUGGAGUAGCUGUCAUUACUUUACCACUAGGUGGUAGUAUCAAACAAGGAGUUAGGUCAAGAUGGGUUCUUCUCAGAUCUAUAGACUUGGUAUCCUCUGUGGAUGGCACACCUUCACUGCCUGUUUCUCUCUCUUGGGUAAGAGAUGGAAUAUUGGUGGUGGGAAUGGACUGUGAAAUGCAUGUAUAUGCACAGUGGAAGCAUUCUGUCAAAUUUGGAGACAUUGAAGCUGACAGUCCUUUUGAAGAGACAGCAGUACAAGAUCAUUCUGCCUUUAAACCUGCUAUGUUGGCACGAAAAAGUAUUGUUGAAGGAGCAGCUAUCACUGAUGAUGUUUUUUGUUCGCCAACUGUAGUUCAAGAUGGUGGCUUGUUUGAGGCUGCACAUGCACUUUCCCCAACUCUCCCACAGUAUCAUCCAACUCAGCUGUUAGAAUUGAUGGACUUAGGGAAAGUCAGAAGAGCUAAAGCCAUUCUCUCCCAUUUAGUCAAGUGUAUUGCUGGUGAAGUUGCAAUAGUUAGGGAUCCUGAUGCUGGAGAAGGAACUAAGAGGCAUCUGUCUCGGACCAUUAGUGUGAGUGGCAGUACAGCAAAGGAUACGGUUACCAUUGGGAAGGAUGGUACUCGAGAUUAUACUGAGAUAGAUUCGAUUCCUCCGCUACCACUGCAUGCAUUGCUGGCUGCAGAUCAGGACACAUCCUACAGGAUUUCAGAAGAAAGUGCAAAAAAGCCACAGAGCUAUGAGGCCCAUAUCGAAAGCCAACCAGAGGAUCAGUACUCAGAGCUGUUCCAGGUCCAGGAGAUAACAACAGAUGACAUCGAUUUAGAGCCAGAAAAAAGAGAGAACAAAUCAAAAGUAAUAAACCUGUCACAAUAUGGACCAGCUUAUUUUGGCCAGGAACAUGCUAGAGUACUUUCAAGUCAUCUAAUGCACUCAAGUCUACCAGGCCUUACCCGCUUGGAGCAGAUGUUCCUUGUAGCAUUGGCUGAUACUGUGGCAACCACCAGUACUGAGCUUGAUGAAAACAGGGAUAAGUACUCAGGUGGAAAAUUGCAUCUCAGUCAAAGGAUUCUAAGAGAUUCUUCUGUUUGUUCUGGAAGAGAUACCUUAGAUGAGUGUGGCUUGAGAUACUUGUUAGCAAUGCGCUUGCACACAUGUCUGUUAACAUCACUGCCUCCUUUAUACCGAGUCCAGCUCCUUCACCAAGGUGUGUCUACCUGCCAUUUUGCCUGGGCUUUUCAUUCUGAAGCAGAGGAAGAACUGAUCAAUAUGAUUCCAGCAAUUCAAAGAGGGGACCCUCAGUGGUCUGAAUUAAGAGCCAUGGGAAUAGGCUGGUGGGUGAGGAAUGUUAACACACUUCGAAGAUGUAUUGAAAAGGUUGCCAAAGCUUCUUUUCAAAGGAACAAUGAUGCCUUAGAUGCUGCUUUAUUCUACCUGUCAAUGAAGAAGAAAGCAGUAGUGUGGGGUCUGUUCAGGUCACAACAUGAUGAAAAAAUGACAACAUUUUUCAGCCACAACUUUAAUGAAGAUAGAUGGCGGAAAGCUGCUUUGAAAAAUGCUUUUUCUUUACUUGGAAAACAGCGCUUUGAACAAUCAGCUGCCUUUUUCUUGUUGGCUGGUUCAUUGAAAGAUGCCAUAGAGGUGUGUCUUGAAAAAAUGGAAGAUAUUCAGCUAGCCAUGGUUAUUGCCCGUUUAUUUGAAUCUGAAUUUGAGACUUCAUCCACUUAUAUAUCCAUCUUGAAUCAGAAGAUUUUGGGUUGUCAAAAGGAUGGCUCAGGAUUCAAUUGCAAAAGACUACAUGCUGACCCUUUUCUGCGUAGUCUUGCCUAUUGGGUAAUGAAAGAUUACACCCGAGCCUUGGAUACAUUAUUGGAACAGACGCCAAAGGAAGAUGAUGAGCAACAAGUUAUCAUCAAAUCUUGUAACCCUAUGGUGUUCAGUUUUUACAAUUACCUUCGAACACAUCCUUUACUUAUUCGAAGAAAUCUUGCUUCUCCUGAAGGAACUUUGGCAACUUUAGGUCUCAAAACUGAGAAAAACAUUGCUGAUAAAAUUAACCUCAUAGAAAGAAAAUUAUUUUUUACCACAGCUAAUGCUCAUUUUAAAGUUGGAUGCCCUGUUUUAGCCCUUGAAGUACUUUCUAAAAUUCCUAAGGUAACUAAAAUAUCUUCCUUAACUGCAAAGAAAGAUGAGCUUGACUUGCCUUCUGAGAGGAUGGAGAAUGGGCCAUCAGAAUCCAAAGCACCGAGUGACAGCGGCAAUGGGCGUUCUGGCGCUGCCUGGUCAGCAGUGACUUCCUCCCAGUUUGACUGGAGCCAGCCAAUCGUCACUGUCGAGGAGGAGCCUCUGAAGCUCGACUGGGGUGAAGACCAUGAUAGUGCCUUAGAAGAGGAGGACACAGGCGGCUUAGUGAUGAAGAGCACAGAUGCCAAGAGGGAUGGGCAGGACCACAAGGCAUUACUGACCCCUCAGGAAGAAGAUUGUGCUGGAGGGGAUACUGAGGUUGAUGUGAUUGCUGAACAACUGAAGUUCCGAGCUUGUUUGAAGAUCCUUAUGACUGAAUUAAGAACUUUGGCUACUGGUUAUGAAGUAGAUGGAGGAAAGCUCAGAUUUCAGCUCUACAAUUGGCUUGAAAAGGAAAUUGCUGCCUUGCAUGAGAUAUGCAAUCAUGAGUCAGUUAUUAAAGACUAUUCCAGCAAAACAUACUCUAAAGUAGAGAGUGAACUUCUGGACCAGGAAGAAAUGGUGGCCAAGCCAGACAUUGGUUCCUAUGAGCGCCACCAAAUAGACAGACGAAGAUUGCAGGCCAAACGGGAGCAUGCGGAGAGACGGAAGCUGUGGCUGCAGAAAAACCAGGACCUCCUAAGAGUAUUUCUCAGUUACUGUAGCCUUCAUGGGGCCCAGGGUGGUGGUCUGGCCUCAGUAAGAAUGGAACUCAAAUUUUUGCUGCAAGAGUCACAGCAGGAAACAACUGUAAAGCAGCUCCAGUCCCCCCUGCCGCUGCCCACUACCUUGCCUCUGCUUUCAGCAAGCAUUGCGUCGACAAAGACAGUCAUAGCUAACCCCGUGCUGUACUUAAAUAACCACAUCCAUGACAUACUUUACACUAUUGUGCAGAUGAAAACACCGCCGCAUCCCAAUGUCGAAGACGUGAAGGUGCACACACUUCAUUCACUAGCAGCAUCACUUUCUGCAUCAAUUUACCAAGCAUUAUGUGACAGUCAUAGCUACAGCAGUCAGGCAGAAGGAAACCAGCUCACCGGAAUGGCUUAUCAAGGGCUUCUUUUAAGUGAUCGACGGCGACUCAGGACAGAGAGCAUUGAAGAGCAUGUGACGCCAAACUCGGCUCCUGCUCAGUGGCCCGGUGUGAGCUCACUUAUUAAUCUCUUGAGUUCUGCCCAAGAUGAAGACCAGCCAAAACUGAAUGUUCUGUUGUGUGAAGCUGUUGUUGCUGUUUACUUAAGUUUACUGAUACAUGCACUUGCCACAAAUUCCUCCAAUGAGUUGUUUCGGCUUGCAGCCCACCCAUUAAAUAAUCGAAUGUGGGCUGCUGUUUUUGGAGGGGGUGUGAAACUUGUUGUGAAGCCUCGGAGACAAUCAGAAAGUCUUGCAGCACCUCCUGUUCCUUCUGAAGACAUAGAUAAACACCGAAGGAGAUUUAACAUGAGAAUGCUGGUCCCUGGAAGGCCUGUAAAAGAUGCUACCCCACCACCAGUGCCUGCAGAAAGACCCUCUUACAAAGAAAAAUUUAUUCCUCCUGAACUUAGUAUGUGGGAUUACUUUGUUGCGAAGCCAUUUCUUCCUUUAUCUGAUAGUGGGGUCAUAUAUGAUUCUGAUGAAAGUGUUCACAGUGAUGAUGAAGAAGAUGAUGCCUUUUUUUCAGACACACAAAUACAGGAGCACCAAGAUCCUAAUUCUUAUAGCUGGGCUCUUCUGCAUUUGACAAUGGUUAAGCUGGCACUUUACAAUAUCAAGAAUUUCUUUCCUAUUGUUGGACUAGAAUUCUCUGAGCUCCCUGUGACAUCACCAUUAGGAAUUGCUGUCAUUAAAAACUUGGAGCAUUGGGAACAGAUUCUGCAGGAGAAAAUGGAUCACUUUGAAGGUCCACCCCCUAACUAUGUCAACACAUACCCAACUGACCUCUCAGUGGGAGCUGGGCCAGCUAUUCUUCGAAACAAAGCAAUGUUGGAGCCUGAAAAUACUCCAUUCAAAUCUCGGGAUGCAUCUGCACUUCCUGUCAAACGGCUCUGGCAUUUCCUUGUCAAACAGGAAGUUCUUCAGGAGACAUUUAUUAGAUACAUUUUUACUAAGAAGAGAAAGCAAAGUGAGUCUGUAGAAGAACAUGUGGAGCAGGUCAAACACAACUCCGUAGCAGAAGAUUGCCAUGCCAAGGUCGAGGCUGAUCUGGGCUAUCCAGGUGGGAAGGCAAAGGUCAUUCAUAAGGAGUCUGACAUGAUCAUGGCAUUCUCUAUUAAUAAGGCAAACUGUAAUGAAAUUGUUUUGGCUUCAACGCAUGAUGUUCAAGAGCUAGAUGUCACUUCUCUGCUGGCCUGUCAGUCAUAUAUAUGGAUUGGAGAAGAAUAUGAUAGAGAAUCUAAAAGUUCAGAUGAUAUUGAUUAUCGAGGUUCCACCACAACCCUGUAUCAGCCUGGUGCAGCCUCCCAUUCAACGAGCCAGGUGCAUCCGCCUCCAUCUCUGCCAUGGCUAGGCAGUGGGCAGACCAGCACAGGAGCUACUGUGCUCAUGAAAAGGAACCUCCACAAUGUGAAGAGAAUGACUUCACACCCUGUCCAUCAGUACUAUCUCACAGGUGCCCAGGAUGGCAGUGUCCGGAUGUUUGAAUGGACACGACCUCAGCAGCUUGUGUGUUUCCGUCAAGCUGGCAAUGCAAGAGUUACUAGAUUGUAUUUUAACUCACAAGGCAACAAGUGUGGUGUUGCAGAUGGAGAGGGUUUUCUGAGUAUCUGGCAAGUCAACCAAACUGCAUCGAAUCCUAAACCUUACAUGAGUUGGCAGUGCCACAGUAAGGCCACAAGUGACUUUGCAUUUAUCACCUCUUCAAGUCUAGUUGCAACAUCUGGACAGUCCAAUGACAAUAGAAAUGUAUGCCUCUGGGACACAUUAAUAUCACCUGGAAACAGCCUCAUUCACGGUUUCACAUGUCAUGACCAUGGUGCCACAGUACUUCAGUAUGCCCCCAAACAACAACUUCUGAUCUCUGGAGGCAGGAAAGGUUACAUCUGCAUUUUUGACAUUAGACAGAGACAACUAAUGCACACCUUCCAAGCACAUGACUCGGCUAUUAAAGCUUUAGCUCUGGACCCCUGUGAGGAGUACUUUACUACAGGUUCUGCCGAAGGCAAUAUAAAAGUGUGGAGACUGACAGGGCAUGGCCUAAUUCAUUCAUUUAAGAAUGAACAUGCUAAGCAGUCCAUAUUCCGGAACAUUGGAGCUGGAGUCAUGCAGAUUGACAUCAGCCAGGACAAUCGAUUGUUUUCCUGUGGUGCAGAUGGCACACUGAAAACCAGGGUUCUGCCCAGUGCUUUUAACAUCCCUAAUAGAAUUCUUGACAUUCUGUAGUUUGAAAGAUUGGGGUUUACUUUUAUAUACCUCUCAGUUAAAAGAUGUAAUGCAAGAAUUAGGCAGUUCUGCUUUCCAAGACACUGUUAACACCUUGAAAAUAAUCAGAGAAUCUCUGUGGAAUUUGAAUCUGAUACAAGCUGGGCUUUACUCUACCUGAGCGCUGCCUCCCAGGUUGAUAGAGUGCAUGUACCUUGUCAUAACACUGACACAUUUAAAAUAAAAAAAAAAUCAACCUUGUAUUGUAUGAAGGGAAGCUAUUCUUUACAUCAUGUAACAAACCUGAUUCAGAAACACUUGAGGUUAGCUAACAGUAAGUUAGAAUAAUGAACAGGGCCUUUAUACCAAAUUGAGGAAGAAAACAUUGCUGAUGCAGGCUUUUCUUCCUGUUCUCAUCGUGGAUGACGCAUGCCGCCUCCUUUGUUGAAUGAAGGGUAGUCAUGAGGUGUUGGACGCUCCAGGCCACCAGAAGCACUUGUUGACUGUGGAGCAGUGCUCAGUCAUUCUCACUCUUUCCAGCUGGAUAUCUUUCCUGUUAGUGUCUAUACCAAGCUAGUGCUGUAACUUGCAAAUGAGUGCAAAUUUAAAUGCAAUGUUUUCCUCACGAUUUGCACAUUGACAUUUUUUGGACUGCUAGUUUUUCUAUUAAAAUAUUUGCCUUUAUGUCAGGAAUGUAAUAUGUUAGACAUGUGUAUUUGUAGUUAAGCAAAACAUACCUUCUUAGUCCAGUUUAGUACUUUUUUUUUCAUGUAUUUAAUUAAGGUUAAUAAGGCAUAUUUAAGGCUAUGUUGAAACUACACCAGUAGACCAUUUCAUAUCAAUUAAAUGAAUGUUAGGCUUUUUGUGGCCAGUUGAUGAGAUUGGUGAUAUUAUUUAUUGCCACAGCCUAUUGUAUAAACUAUGCAGAGUUAAAUAUUAUUUGCUUGUAAAAUAUUAGCCAAUGUCAUAUUUUGAUGUAUUUCCUUCAUUAUGACCAAAAGUAUGUUGCAAUAUUGAAACCAGUGUCUGUAUGUGUUUAAGUGUUUACCAGCAAAUUGUCUCAUCGUGUAAUGAGAAUGUUUAAUGCCUAUGUGGUAAAUAGUAAAACAUAAUGGUAUAAAGCACCUUUCUCUGAUGGCGAUGUGGUACUCAUGCUGUGAAAUACAUGUGUAAAAGAAAUGUUGUCUGUUAAGAGUUUUAUUUUAAUUGGAUUAUUUAAGUAGACUGGUCUGGCAUUCUUUGACACUGUUUUUAAGAGUUAAUUUUAAUAAAAUUAUUAACUAUUAGAGAAAUUA